UUAUCUCUUUCUGAUCUUCAAAGAUUUAUCUUCCUUUCUUUAUUUUUUUACUGUGAUUUCUGCAACAACAACAAAAAAAAAACCUACAUCAUUUAGUGGGUCUGGUAUGUGAAGGAGUAAAUCAUCAAAAAGGGUUUCUGUAAUUACAACCCAUUUUUCAUGAGUAGAUAGAAAAACUGAAGCUUGAUGAAACCCCCCAACUGGGUUUAAGUUUAAACUGCAUUAUAUUGUAUGAAACCCCCAACUGGGUUUGAUUAUUAAACAACAUUUAAAGGUUGUUUGUUUGGACUAAAUUCAUGAUUCAUAUGAGUAGAGAUGAUGUAUGAAAGAACCCCCAAUCCAUUUGUUUAUUUAACAAAAGAAAAGGGAAUCUGCUUUCUUUUAAUAAUUUUGUGGUGUGAGCUGUUAAACUAAAUGUCAUUUCUUUACUAGUUUGUCUGUCUGCUUUGUGCUCUGAAAGGUUUACUUUCUUGUCUAUUAGGUGCAUUUGUUUUUUAACAUGACUGAUCACAUAAGCCUUAAUAAUCUGAUUAAAAAGUAAAGAGAGGAGGUGGUGGUGAUAUUAGUAGUAGUAGUGGUGGUGGUGGGUAGUCUAGAGUAGAAGAAGAUUAUAUGCCCUUCUGCUUGAUAUCAUCUUUUCUUUCUUUCUUUUUUAGUUUUAGUGUUUAUUGGAUUCUGAAAACUCAGUUGGGUUUUGUUGCUUUACUUUAAAGCUGCAAAGGUUACUUGUUUCUUUCUUCCUUUGUUGAGUCCUUCACAAAAUUUACUAUCUAUUCUUUUUUGUCAAACCUACUUUUGCUUUAGUUUGGGCAACUUUUCUUUGAAGAUAAACUGUUUUUCAAUUUAAUCUUCCUUACAUUAUCUUGGUACUAGUGUGAAAUUUGAGACUAAUUAGAGAGGGGGAUUUGAGUUUUGGAUCAUGGGUUCUGAUGAUAAUUGUGAUUUAGGUCUUCAACAAAGAGGUGGAGGUGGAAGUCAUUUGAAUUCUCCAUCUUCUGGGAUUUAUACAAAUCCACAGUCUGGAAAGGUUACAAUGUCUUUAGGGGAAACCUCUAGUGGGGGAGGAGGGAAUUCAUAUUUUGGUACUGGUUGGGAUCCAAUGCUUUCACUUGCUCAUAGUGGUGGUGGUCCUUCAAUGGCUUCUCAGCAUCAUCAAAUUCCCAUUUCUCCGUAUGGUAUGUAUGGAAACCAGGGUGGUCAUCCUGUUCAGUUUCCGAAUGAUCCUAGAUUUAUUGGAUCAGGACCGAAACUUCCUUGCUUUGGCAGUGGGAAUUUUUCGGAAAUUGCUGGUUCGUUUGGCGGGUCUGAGCGUAGCCAGAUUGCUAACUCUGGUUGCCCUUCUAAUUACACUUCGAAUAAGGAUGGUAUUGCCGAGAAUAAUUCAAGAAAUUCUUCGCCUGAUGGGAAUAAAAGGAAAAGGGUGCCUGAUUACAACUCAAGCAAGAGUCCCCAGGGUCAAUUCAGUUCUGUACAGAAUGAGACUGACGCAGAGCAACAGAAGGAUGUCUCUGAAGGGGGCCUUGAUGAUUCGAACGAACAAAAUGAUAAGAAAUCAAAAGCUGGAAAGAACCCUGCAACGAGUUCACGUGGAAAUUCAAACGGUAAAGCUAAAGAUAAUUCACAAGAUGGUCAAGCUCCAAAAGACGACUGCGUUCAUCUCAGGGCAAGACGUGGUCAGGCAACCAAUAGUCACAGUCUUGCUGAAAGGGUAAGACGAGAAAAGAUAAGCGAACGAAUGAAGCUUCUGCAAGAUCUUGUUCCAGGUUGCAAUAAGAUUACUGGCAAGGCAGUCAUGCUGGAUGAGAUUAUCAACUAUGUUCAAUCCCUGCAACAACAAGUUGAGUUCCUAUCAAUGAAGCUUGCCACUGUCAAUCCAGAAGUGAACUUUGAUAUUGACCAAAUUCUUUCCAAAGAUAUUCUUCAUUCAAGAAGUUUAGGCGCAGCUCUACACGGAUUUGGUCCAGGAGCGACCUCAUCUCUUCAUCCAUCUUUAAAUCCUCUAGCAGGGAUGCAAGCUCUACAAUGUACAAAUCCCCAGCUACCCAACAUGUCUCAGGCACCGCCGAAUACAUGGGAGGACGAGCUCCAGUCAAUGAUUCAAAUGGGCUUAAUUUCUAACCAAGCUCUUGAAAAUAUGGGAUUAAGUGGUCAUAUGAAGUUGGAGCUAUAGUGGAAUUAGGAAAAGAGUUCAUCUCUUGUAACAAGUAGUAUAUCCAAACAUCGAUGAGUUUCCACGGUUUCUUCCACUGAACUAUUCAACAGAAACCCCAUAGAAAAUGAACUGUUAAAAGGGAAAGAAUUGUUCAGAGUUGUAUAGGUUUAUCGCAGCUCCUAAGUUAACCAUUUUGUUCUUCGAAUUUUAGCAGAAGAAAUUAAGUGACAUGAUGAUAGAAGCAAAAAAAAAAAAAAAAAAAAACAA
Molecule: messenger RNA, 2419 nt
Organism: Papaver somniferum (opium poppy)
Lineage: Eukaryota; Viridiplantae; Streptophyta; Magnoliopsida; Ranunculales; Papaveraceae
Product: transcription factor bHLH74-like
Exons: 8
Coding region: 920-2170 (416 amino acids)
Biological process (GO): regulation of DNA-templated transcription
Cellular component (GO): nucleus
Molecular function (GO): protein dimerization activity; DNA-binding transcription factor activity
Source: RefSeq, a predicted model, not a curated record